CAAAAAGGGCCUGUGUAUUUUGAUCUGAGAAAAGAAAGGGAUCAAAACCGUAUACUGCGCUAGUACUAUAUAUACGAAAAGAACAGAAACGAAGCUCUCUCCGUCUCGGUCUCAUAUCCGAUCCGACGACGAACCGAGCAACCAGUGCAUUGCAGAGGUAAUCGAUGGAGGCUGCUGGUGAUAUCAGUGCUCGCAAGGGAGUUACGGUUGGUGCUGUGUCCGCCCUUGUUUCCCAAUAUAACAAACUAUCAGUGUGUAACACCUCGGAGCAUCUCAUAAGUACUAGAAACUCUACGGGCAAGGAGGUGGACGAGGAAGCACAUCAACCGAGCUAUAAGGCUAAGAAGAAGAACAGAUAUCUGGCUGCCAAAAAGCCGGCCUAUCGUUCACCAAACAAGAAAAAGGCGGCCUAUCAAUUUCCCGUUAUGCCACUAUGGCCAUGGCCAGUUGCUGACGACAUGCCUGUUGAUGAAACCCCCUUUCCCGAAUGUCUCUACCUUUGGACUGAUGGUGAUGGUCGCAAGGUUGCAUUAUCUGAUGAGCCUUUUGACUUGGAAGAUUUUUAUGCUGGUCUAGAGAAGGCCGAUGCCAGGAUGAAGGAGUACCUGAUCUGGAGGGAGGAGGAGAGGGAGAAGGAGAAGGAGAAGGAGGAGGCUAAGUGCAGAAAGACGCGAGGAACGAGGCUAGGAAAAAGGCGGCCUAUCAUUCGCGGUCUGGCGAAGUGACCCUACCCUUGAAGACGUAGGAGGAGAUUGUGUAACUUUUAUGGAUCGACACAAGGCCUUGUCAAGGAGUUAGUCACUUCUAGCUAAGAUAUGUAAUCAUCAGGUGUUUUUACUCGUGCGUUUUGUAUUUCCUGAACGAUUUGUAAUGUUGACUUUAAGUGUAGCAUCUGAUGCCUCUAAUAUUUACUUAUGUUUGGCUUUUGGCAAGCAGACUUA
This is a messenger RNA of Malus domestica (apple), 941 nucleotides long. RefSeq lists its product as uncharacterized. Lineage: Eukaryota; Viridiplantae; Streptophyta; Magnoliopsida; Rosales; Rosaceae. The record is from RefSeq and is a predicted model, not a curated record.